Messenger RNA from Sander lucioperca (pikeperch), 2623 nucleotides. RefSeq names its product transmembrane protein 164. The record is from RefSeq and is a predicted model, not a curated record. The transcript is spliced from 6 exons. The coding region runs from base 468 to 1409 and encodes 313 amino acids. NCBI's taxonomy places the organism in Eukaryota, Metazoa, Chordata, Actinopteri, Perciformes, Percidae.
UUGGUUGCUAUUAGCUAAGCUAACGUUAGCUCCGUAUCCGGUGUCUGCACUGUUGCUAACUCAGCCUCCAUAGACAUAGAUAUAUAUAUAUACUGCAAACUGCUGUCUAGAAGACAAGCUAGACUGCAAACUGCUGUCUAGCUUGAUAUGACUAAGAGCACGUGGCCAGCAUGUUUGCUUGCUUCAUAUGGUGCCAAUUUAAUUGUCAACAUUAGCUAGCAGUUGUGUGAGGGACGUGGAAGAAGAGAGAGCCUUGCCACUAACGUUACCCAGUAACGGUUACCACCAGCAACAGCGACGGAUAACGUUAGUGUUGCUACAGCUGCUUCCUGCUGCUAGCGCAAGUUCCUCGUCUGUCUGUGGAUGAGGUAGUUUGGCGAUUUAGCUAGCUUAAACACACCAGGGCGGUGGAUACAUAUCCACCUCUCAACCACGAGACGAACUACGAAAGGGAAAUCUUGCAGUUCAUGUUUCGCCAAGAAGUCAGUGUGACGUCUUUUAUUCCAUCUUGUUCGUAUCUUUUCCAACACGAGAAGAGGAACAUGUCCAGAUAUAACAUAUACAGCCUUUUAGACUGGAUCUACGGCGGGGUGGACCCGAAGUUUGAGGGCAAUGGGGGCCCCGAGUGUGCCGCGUUCAUCGCACCCCAGCAGCGCAUUAGUGAAAGUCUGGUCAUAGUCCUUAUCUCUCUAGUGGAGGUUUGCGUUGCGCUGAGUAAAAUAAACCUCUCCAAAGAGCUCAAAGUUGUUGGAAAGGGCUGCACAAGGGCUAAGGAGGACAGUCUGGGCAAGAACUUGUUGCUGGUUGCCCUUUGCAUGACUUUUGGAGUGGAGGUUGGGUUCAAAUUCGCGACCAAGACUGUGAUAUAUCUGCUGAACCCUUGCCAUGUCAUGACCAUGGUUCAGAUCUUCCUGUUGGCCUGCCCGCCAUGUAAAACAGCAAUGGUUGUAUUUAGGCUGCAGGUCCACAUGCUGAACGGUGCAUUACUGGCUUUAAUGUUCCCUGUAGUCAACACUAGACUGCUACCGUUUGAGAAGGAGAUCUACUACAUCCAGCACUCCAUGCUGUACCUGGUGCCUCUCUACCUUUUCAGGAAAGGGGGUGUGUACAAGCCUGAGCCUCUGGGGGACAUGUGGUGGGCGCUGCUCUCCAACGGCAUCCUGUUCCUCUACCACUUCCUCUUCUUGCAGGUCCUCGGCCUGGCAACUGAGGUCAACCUGAACAACAUGCUGUGCCCGGCCGUGUCCGAUCCCUUUUACGGGCCUUGGUACCGGGUGUGGGCGACGGGCCACCAGACCCUGCUGACCCUCGCGCACGGGAAGGUCCUCACACUCCUCUCGCAGCACACGGGUUCCGUGUGCAGGUGGUUGCCGGACAUGCUUCGACUGCGCAGCAAGAAGGUUGACUGAAUGUCCACGAGGAAGCACACAGACCUAGCCUUUCAUUCCAAAUGCCUGCUUUUCAUGGAUUUUUUUGUUUUGUUCUCAAAAUCCACAUUUUAAAGCAUCUUUUAAGACUUACCAUCCGAUUUACUGAAACAAGUGAGCAUUUCAGGGCCAGUGAAUCAGUGUGUCAUUAUUUUAGUGUUGUAGUUGGCUUGCAUACAUACUUGCAUGUACAAACAUAAUAGGCAUUUUAAGGCUGGUAGUUAGCCUUGUGGAGUUGGGCCGACUUAGCCUUUCUUUUCUUUUCUUUUUACUUUGGAUAACAGUUUCCAGGAACAUGUAAGUGAAUUUGUGGGGAGAUUUCUCAAGCUGCCUUUUUGUAAAUGUAAAGUUUUAAGGACAGGAAAUAGGAGUCAUGUCAAUACUGAUCUUUCAGGUCAUUACGUAGUAGUUAUGCAAGGUCAUAUAUUAGUGGCUAAAGCUGCCAUUUUGUUUGUCUGUGCUGUUUUUAAACAGAUUGUGAAUGUCAGCCGUUUUAAAAGUCAUUGCUUGUUUAUAGUCGAUUUUUGUUUGUCAUGUAUGAUCACCUUUCAGUGUCGUCAUGACUGAAAAUGGAAAGUUAUUUAUGGCGUCCCUCUGUUCCCACUUUACUACACACAUGUACAGGGUAUAAAUGCAUUAUUAGCAGCCUCAUUGCGUUUCUGUCUCCAGCCCGUUCAGAUCAUUCCAGUUGUGAUAAUCAGGGGACAUGGGGACAAAUUGCGUGCUGAGAUUCACAGUGAUGGAUGAGGAUUUAUGGAUGGAUGGAUGGAUACACUGGGGUGGUGUUAUUACCUCUGCCAAGGAGGUUAUGUUUUUGUUUUGUUGUUAUUUUGUUUUGAUAUUGGACCAUAUUAAAUAGGGUAUAAACUUCAGUAUGUCAUUGGAAUGAAUGUGGUGUUUGCCGAGAGAGAAGAUCUUGACAAAACUUGUAUCUCGGCUGGAACCCUGCACCAUGAUACUUGCUUGAUUCUCAAGUUAAUCUUACAAGGCAUUCUGGGGUUAUCUACUGGCAACCCUGUUGAAAGAAAGAAGUCGGAAUAUGGUAUAUAUCAUUUCAAGUGUUAGGGGUGUGUGUAUUACUGUAGCAUAUACGUACUGUACUUCACUGUAAAGAAGGGAUGAGACAAACUUUUGUAUUUCUAUGGUUUCGAGUGUAUGUGCUGUAUUGACAAUAAAAGUGAUUUCAGUUGACCAAA